Gorilla gorilla gorilla (western lowland gorilla) is the source of this 2710-nucleotide messenger RNA. It is a transcript of the gene RHOT2, whose product is annotated as ras homolog family member T2. The record is from RefSeq and is a predicted model, not a curated record. Gene Ontology annotation, molecular function: GTPase activity; GTP binding; calcium ion binding. The transcript is spliced from 20 exons. The coding region runs from base 108 to 2192 and encodes 694 amino acids. NCBI's taxonomy places the organism in Eukaryota, Metazoa, Chordata, Mammalia, Primates, Hominidae. Gene Ontology annotation, biological process: mitochondrion organization. Gene Ontology annotation, cellular component: mitochondrial outer membrane.
CGGGGCCGAGAACCGGAAGUGCGGGGCGGGCGCGGGGGCAGAGCGAAAGGCUUGAGGACCAGGUCGGGGCCGGGUUCCUGGUCGGGGAGCGGCUCCGGGCGGCAGCCAUGAGGCGGGACGUGCGCAUCCUGUUACUGGGCGAGGGUGGGGAAGACGUCGCUGAUCCUGUCCCUGGUGGGCGAGGAGUUCCCCGAGGAGGUCCCUCCCCGCGCGGAGGAGAUCACGAUCCCCGCGGACGUCACCCCGGAGAAGGUGCCCACCCACAUCGUGGACUACUCAGAAGCCGAGCAGACGGACGAGGAGCUGCGGGAGGAGAUCCACAAGCGCACCCCGCUGGGAGCCGGCACCGCUCAGGCCAGUGGUGCUCCAAGGAUAACAGGACCCUUCCCCGCGGGCUCUCCCUCCCUCCUGCCGGGGUGGCAGCAGCGUUUACUCUUCCUGUGGGCUCUGUGUGCGCCACGUCCCCGUGCUGUGUGCUCCAGCCCACCGUCCCGGCCUCCGGGCACCCGGAGCUCCCAGUACCAGAGCACGUGUGCCGGCGACAUCUCCAGGCAAACGUGGUGUGUGUGGUGUAUGACGUCUCUGAGGAGGCCACCAUUGAGAAGAUUCGAACUAAGUGGAUCCCACUGGUGAAUGGGGGGACCACGCGGGGGCCCAGGGUGCCCAUCAUCCUAGUGGGCAACAAGUCAGACCUGCGGUCGGGGAGCUCCAUGGAGGCCGUGCUCCCCAUCAUGAGCCAGUUUCCCGAGAUCGAGACCUGCGUGGAGUGUUCGGCCAAGAACCUGAGGAACAUCUCAGAGCUGUUCUACUAUGCCCAGAAGGCCGUCCUGCACCCCACAGCCCCCCUCUAUGACCCUGAGGCCAAGCAGUUGAGGCCCGCGUGUGCCCAGGCGCUGACGCGCAUCUUCAGGCUCUCAGAUCAGGACCUGGACCAGGCGCUCAGUGACGAAGAGCUCAACGCUUUCCAGCAGAAAUCCUGCUUUGGGCACCCCCUGGCCCCGCAGGCCCUAGAGGACGUGAAGACCGUGGUGUGCAGGAACGUGGCGGGCGGCGUGUGGGAGGACCGGCUGACCCUGGAUGGUUUCCUCUUCCUGAACACGCUCUUCAUCCAGCGCGGCCGGCACGAGACCACGUGGACCAUCCUGCGGCGCUUCGGCUAUAGCGACGCCCUGGAGCUGACUGCCGACUAUCUCUCCCCUCCGAUCCACGUGCCCCCCGGCUGCAGCACUGAGCUCAACCACCUUGGCUACCAGUUUGUGCAGAGAGUGUUUGAGAAGCACGACCAGGACCGUGACGGCGCCCUCUCGCCCGUGGAGCUGCAAAGCCUUUUCAGCGUGUUCCCAGCAGCCCCCUGGGGCCCUGAGCUCCCACGCACAGUCCGCACAGAGGCCGGCCGGUUGCCCCUGCACGGAUACCUCUGCCAGUGGACCCUGGUGACCUACCUGGACGUCCGGAGCUGCCUUGGGCACCUAGGCUACCUGGGCUACCCCACCCUCUGUGAGCAGGACUCCCAGGCCCAUGCCAUCACAGUCACCCGUGAGAAGAGGCUGGACCAGGAGAAGGGACAGACGCAGCGGAGCGUCCUCCUGUGCAAGGUGGUGGGGGCCCGUGGAGUGGGCAAGUCUGCCUUCCUGCAGGCCUUCCUCGGCCGCGGCCUGGGGCACCAGGACACGAGGGAGCAGCCUCCCGGCUACGCCAUCGACACAGUGCAGGUCAACGGGCAGGAGAAGUACUUGAUCCUCUGUGAGGUUGGCACAGAUGGUCUGCUGGCCACAUCGCUGGACGCCGCCUGUGACGUUGCUUGCUUGAUGUUUGAUGGCAGUGACCCAAAGUCCUUUGCACAUUGUGCCAGCGUCUACAAGUGCCAUUACAUGGACGGGCAGACCCCCUGCCUCUUUGUCUCCUCCAAGGCCGACCUGCCCCAAGGUGUCGCGGUGUCUGGCCCAUCGCCGGCCGAGUUUUGCCACAAGCACCGGCUACCUGCUCCCGUGCCGUUCUCCUGUGCUGGCCCAGCCGAGCCCAGCACCACCAUCUUCACCCAGCUCGCCACCAUGGCCGCCUUCCCACAUUUGGUCCACGCAGAGCUGCAUCCCUCUUCCUUCUGGCUCCGGGGGCUGCUGGGGGUUGUCGGGGCCGCCGUGGCCGCAGUCCUCAGCUUCUCACUCUACAGGGUCCUGGUGAAGAGCCAGUGAGGCCCCUGGUACCCAAGCCCCCUCCCCUGACCUGGGUGUGGCUCGCUGCUGGGGCUCUGCAGGGGCAGCACAGCUGGGGUGCAGGCCAGGCUGCCACUCCGGGAACGCCUCUGCGCCGGGACUUUUUGUUUCUGAAGGCAGUCGAUCUGCAGCGGGGCCUCAUGCUGCCAUGCACUGCCCUGGCUCCUGCCGGACCCCCAGGGUGGGCCGUGGCAGGUGGCUGAGCAGGAGCUCCCAAGUGCCGGCCACCGCUGUCAGGGAUUGCCCACCUCUGGGCAUCGUGUGUGGGGCCGGGGAGCACAGGUGUGGGAGCUGGUGACCCCAGACCCAGAAUUCUCAGGGCUCUACCCCCCUUUCCUGGUCCUGGGUGGCCAGUGGGUAUGAGGAGGGCUGGAAGGCAGAGCUUUGGGCCAAAAGCAGGCAUUGGGGGGUCCCCCCUCAAGUUUGGAGCCAUUUCCGUGGUUGUAGCAGAGGACCGGAGAUUGGGUUCCUGAUUAAACUUCACUGUGUCUUUUCUA